UUGACAUCCGGUUCCUUUUCCCAAGCAUGGAGAGCAAUGGCGGCGCGGAGGCUUCUUCUUCGUCGGCCGAGAGGCUCUUGGGCCAAAGCCGGGAGUUCCUGGACUUCUUCUGGGAGAUCGCCAGGCCCGAGCAGGAGAGGCGCGUGGGGGGGACACAGGGACUCCUGGCACACCUCAAGGAGAGGCGGAAGGAUGGCGACCUGUUGAAAUACACGUUAAAGCGCCUGGUUGUGGGAUUGGGAGCCACGCGAGAGGCGUCCCGUCCAGGAUUCAGUUUGGCUUUGGCACAGGUUUUGCAAGGUUUCGAGGAGAUCUCCCUCCUCUCGGCUCUGGACGAAAUCAAAGAGAAAUACAGCCUUGGCAAAGUGAAGAAGAAGCUCUUCCGAAACGCUCUGUUUGGAAACUUCUUUGGAGUGUUGGCUCUGUUCCAGUCCGGACGCCUCGCAAAGGAGCCCAAGGCCCUCUCCGAGUGCGUCCAGCUCCUCCAAAGCCUUUCUGAGCAUCAUGCCCACCUGAAGGAUCUCCCCCGCAAGACACUGGCGGACAUUGUCGCCGAGAUCCCGGAAACCGUGUUCGAAGAGGUGCUCUUUGGUAUCUUGGAAGAUGAGCUCAGCGCUGCUUUCAGCACCCCGGGGCAGCUGUAUCUCUUGCUGGUGGGCAUCCAGAAGUUCCCAAGGGUCCUGGGUCCAGAAAAGCUGAAGGCGCUCCUGGGCACGUCGGCUGUCGUCACCGAGGAGAAUAUUCCCCGAUUGGUGGAGGUGUUGAAAAUGGCGGCCAAGACCGAACGCAAGGAUCGGGGCCUUCCAACCGUCGGCUUGGACUUGAUGAAGGUGGCCCUUCAGGAAGGCCGCUUUGAGCUGUUCUGGACGGACGUUGUCGAAAACGGGCUGCUCGCCGACCACGCCGGACCCUGCAGUUAUAUGUGCUACCGGUUGCUGGGCAGCGCUCUCCCGCUCUUAUCUCUCAAACAGCUCAAGAUGGUUCUUCAAGGGGAAGUCAUGCGACACUACGGGGUCCAUGUUGUGUCAACAAAGCUCCCCAACAGGUUUAAGUUUGCCCCCGAAAUGGAAGCCUUGGUGGGCUCGUUCCUCGAAGGCUGUGGCGACCCCAAGAAGCAGGUGGCCGUCAUGGUGGGCUUCUCCACCCUCACCAACCAUGGCUAUCCUGUCGUGCCCAGCUUCUGGAGGGUGGCCAGGCAUCUGCUUCCCGACGCCCUGCUCAGCUACAUCCAGUGGAUCAAGGGCAUGUUUCUGGCGCCGGACCUCGACUCCUGCGUGGAGUUUGCCACCAAGCGGCAGGAGCAGAACGAGAAGAAGACGGACACGGAAUUGACGGAGCACACCGUGACGCGGCUGAGGAAGUGGCUCAUUGCCCGUCUCGUUGGCAUCGCCGAGAAUCCACAGAUAAAGAGGGAAGAAGAGUUUGUGAUUGACAUUGCCAGGUUCUGCUUCUUCCAUGCGUUUUUCAAGACCAGGAAAACAACCUCCAAAAUACCAGAGACGGAAACCGUCCCCUCGGUGCCUCUGAAUGAGUCGACUCGUGCAGCGACUGCAGACUCAUUUUUCAGUUUGCUUCAGCACCUGAACACAAUGCCUGCCCUGGGAGACUCUGCCGAGGCCGAAGAGAUGCGGAAGAAGCACCUCCACGGCUUGGCUGCCAGCGGGGAGCCGUGGAUCUACGUGGCCGUCCAGUACGCCAACACUCUCCUCUCCGACAAGAAGCACGUCGAAGCCGUGACACCGUUCAGCGAAGAGGCCCAGUUCGCUUGGGACCGGAUGUUGCAGACGGUGGAAGCCCUCCGGAGGAGAGAGCAGAAGACCCUCACCUUGAAGACCACCGCCUUCCAGCACCUCUUGCUGCUGGUGGGCAUCCACCUCUUCAAGUCUCCUGCUGAGUGUGUGAGCCUCCUGAACGACCUCCAGAACUGCACCAAGAGAGCCUUUGGAGAGAAACCGAAAAAGAAGACUUCCGUUUCUGCCGACGGCGAAGAAGAGGAGCCCGAAUGGGUGGAGGUGAUUGUGGAGGUCCUCCUCUCCCUUCUGGCGCAGUCCAGCGCAUUGAUCCGGCGGGUCUGCAGAAGCGUGUAUGCGCUCGUGUGUCAGCACAUGACGGAGGCUGCCCUGCGGCUCAUUCUGGACGUUCUCGACCCACAGCAAGACCAGGAUGAAGAAAGCGCAGUUGUGGUUAUCGAAGAGGCCCAGAAGACGAAGAGGAAGUCUUUGCCAGAUGAGGAGAGCGACGAUGGGAUGAGCGGAGAGAGUUCCGCCGAGGAAGACAGCUCUGAGGAGGACAACGCUCCGGAGACAGAGAGCGAAGACGAGGGCGAGGCGGACGAGGCCUUCCGCUCCAUGCUGACCAACGUUUUGCAGGCUGGCAAUGCACUGGGAGGGGAUGACAGCGACGAUGACUUGGAUGACGAGACCAUGAUGUCCCUCGAUGGGAACCUCUCGGCUCUCUUUGCCGAGCAACGGAAGCGGGUCCAGGCCAAAAAGGACGAGAAGGAAAAAAUGCGGAAGGAGAAGAUCCUGCGGCGGGAGUUCAAAAUCAAGGUCCUGGACUUGGUGGAGGUGUUUCUGGCGAAGCAGCCGGAAAACCCCCUGGUCUUUCACGUCAUCGAGCCCCUCCUCUCCGUCAUCGAGCAGAGCAUGAGCUCCGACUCAGACAAGCAAGAGCAGGACUACCUCCGGAAGACAGCCGACAUCUUCACGAAUAGCUUGUGCAGAUCGAAGCAGUAUUGCAGAAAUGUCGGACCCAUCCGGGAGGAACUGCACGACCAGCUGGAAAGCCUGGUGAAAAGAGCCUGCAAGCAGCGCGACUCCACUGUCGCCCUGUACUGUUUCAGUGCCUCUUUGUACCUCUGCCGAGUGCUGAAGGGGAACGUGGCGACUCCCGAAGCGACACCAAAAAAGAAGCCGAAGAGCAGCGGAGGAAGUGAUGUGCCGGUUGCCCAGCCUCCUGCCGGCAGCCUGGAUCUGGAGCGAGCGGCCACCGCGUACAAGGAGGCCUUGAGCCUCUUCUUCAGCAAGCGCAAAAGCCCGCUGACGGGAUCCAUGUUCCUCGAUCUUUUCGAGCGGCACCCGGCCAUGUGCAAGCAGCUGAUCCCCACUGUGGUCAAGUCAAUCACGGAGGGAGCCCGGCAGCCCCAGCAGGCCCAGGCUUGCUUGCUUCUUCAGAAAGCUCUCCAGAUGCGCGAUUUCAAGCUCUCGCUGUCUGAAAAAGAGUGGGAAGAGCUGAUGAGAGACGGCACCCAGCAAGUCACCAAGACUUUGAAGGCCGUGGGCGAGUUCAAGAUCAAGGUGGACCAAGAAAAGGUCAUCCGGUGCCUGGAGCUAUUGAGUUGCCUCAUCAAAAUGGCCACUAAACAGGGCCCUGCUGUGGACCUGACCGAGCUGCCGGCCGUUUUGCGUGUCCUGGGGGAGCAGCCCGGCUUUGGGAAGUCCGCCCGGCUCACCGACCUCUACUGGCACGUCAUGAAGCUCCUGGGCUUUGCGCGUCCGGCAAAAGAGAAAGCCCCACCGAAGCCGGCGGUUGACCCUGAUCCGGCCCCGAAGAAGCAGAAGAAGAAGGGCUUCCUUCCGGCCACAAAGUUCCGCAAGAACCGCAAGAAGGCUGCGCCGGUCCCGUCCUGGGAGGAAGGCGCCGAGAGCGGGAGCAAGGAGGCCGUGGCGGGGAAAAAGAAGAGGAAGAAGAACCGAGGAGGAGGAGGAGGAGGAGAAGGCGAUGGACCCGACCGGGCUCCCCCGGCCAAGAAGUCUCCCUCCGAGUCCAAAGAGAACAAGGCCGGUCGGGGCAACAUCCUGGAAAAGAAGAGGAGGCUCAAGAAGAAGAAAGGGAAGAAAGCAGGGACGCCACCGGCAAGGAAGGGCCCGGUUUGAGCUUCGGGCGUGGAUACAGAAACUUCACUAACGCAGCCCCCCCUUCUGUGUACAUUUUACAGCAAGAGCGAUCCACGCGUCGUCGAUUUUUCGCAUUGUUUUCCAUGUUUCUUUUUUUUUAAAUUUAUUUUUCUUGUAUGGUUUUAAAGAUAAAAUAUGCUUUUAAUAUUGCGAUAUAUCUCUGUGUGAAUGUGUGUGUAUACAUACAUGCAUAUAUAUACGUGCGUCUGUACUAUUUUUAGGUGAAGUGACCAUCUGUGAUGUCACUGGGAUGGAUGAUGCUAGGUGAAGUGACCCUCUGAUGUCACUGGUGUGGAUGAUGCUAGGUGAAGUGAUCCUUUGAUGUCACUGGGACGGAUGUUGCUAGGUGAAGUGAUCCUAUGAUGUCACCUGGAUGGAUAUCUAGCUGAAGUGAUCCUCUGCUGUCACUGGGUUGGGUGUUGCUAGGUGAAGUGAUCCUCUGCUGUCACUGGGUUGGGUGUUGCUAGGUGAAGUGAUCCUCUGAUGUCACUGGGUUGGGUGUUGCUAGGUGAAGUGAUCCUCUGAUGUCACUGGGUUGGAUGUUGCUAGGUGAAGUGAUUCCCUGAUGUUGCUGGGACGGAUGUUGCUAGGUGAAGUGAUCCUCUGACUUCACUGGAUUGGGUGUUGCUAGGUGAAGUGACCCUUUAAUAUCACUGUGAUGGACGUUGCAAUGUGAAGUGACCUUCUGAUGUCACUGUGAUGAAUGCUGCUUGGUGGAGUGACCCUUUAAUGUCACUGUGAUGGACGUUGCUAGGUGAAGUGAUCCUCUGAUAUCACUGGGUUGGAUGUUGCUAGGUGAAGUGAUCCUACGAUGUCACUGGGGCGGAUGUCUCUAGGUGAAGUGAUCCUCUGAUGUCAGUGAGUCGGGUGUCGCUCAGUGGAGUUGAUCUUCUGAUGUCACUGGGACGGAGGUUGCUAGGUGAAGUGAUCCUCUGACUUCACUGGAUUGGGUGUUGCUAGGUGAAGUGACCCUUUAAUAUCACUGUGAUGGACGUUGCUAGGUGAAGUCAUCCUCUGACGUCACCGGGAUGGAUGUUGCUAGGUGAAGUGAUCCUAUGAUGUCACCUGGAUGGAUAUCUAGCUGAAGUGAUCCUCUGCUGUCACUGGGUUGGGUGUUGCUAGGUGAAGUGAUCCUCUGAUGUCACUGGGAUGGAUGUUGCUAGGUGAAGUCAUCCUCUGGCAUCACUGGGAUGGGAUGUUGCUAGGUGAAGUGAUCCUCUGACGUCACUGGGACGGACGUUGCUAGGUGAAGCGAUCCUCUGACGUCACUGGGAUGGAUGUCUCUAGAUGAAGUGUUCUUCUGAUGUCACUGAGUUGGGUGUUGCUCAGUGAAGUUGAUCUUUUGAUGUCACUGGGAUGGACUUUGCAAAGUGAAGUGACCCUCUGAUGUCACUGGGAUGGACGUUGCAAGGUGAAGUGAUUCUCUGAUGUCGCUGGGAUGGAUGGCUUUAGGUGAAGUGAUCCUCUGAUGUCACCGAGUUGGGUGCUGCGUAUGAUGGAACGUCACUCUUUUGGCAUGUUCCCCGCUGCGUGCUCACUCCUAGAGAGGUCUUCUCAGAGGUAAGACUUUCCGGUUCAAUUAACCCGUCUUCUUGCUAAAUUAUAAUUCUGAGUGUCCCUGGGGUUGCGACUCGGAUUCAAACCAGGCACGGCACAGGAUCGUCAUGUUUGGAACGGCAUCCUAACGAUCUCCCGCAGGACCCUCCGCUGUUCUCGCUGCAGGAAAUGCUGUCGGCACCACACGAGAGCCGUGCUUCAAAGCCUCCGCCACGCGGCGCCAACACAGGUAGGAAAAGCGAGUACGGAAGAAGCCAAAACAGAACCAACGAGUUUAAAUACUUCUCUUUAUUUCUCAUUUACUUAACCAUGUAUAUAUAUAUUUAUAUUUAUAGAUAUUUGACUUUAUUUUUUUCUUUUGAGGUCCAUCGUCCUUACUCUUGAAAAAUAAAAUAAGUUGUCGGUA
This is a messenger RNA of Anolis sagrei ordinatus, 5859 nucleotides long. It is a transcript of the gene MYBBP1A, whose product is annotated as MYB binding protein 1a. Gene Ontology annotation, molecular function: sequence-specific DNA binding; transcription corepressor activity; RNA binding. The record is from RefSeq and is a predicted model, not a curated record. Gene Ontology annotation, cellular component: nucleolus. Gene Ontology annotation, biological process: regulation of DNA-templated transcription. Lineage: Eukaryota; Metazoa; Chordata; Lepidosauria; Squamata; Anolidae.